Molecule: messenger RNA, 1193 nt
Organism: Hylaeus anthracinus
Lineage: Eukaryota; Metazoa; Arthropoda; Insecta; Hymenoptera; Colletidae
Product: kielin/chordin-like protein
Exons: 7
Coding region: 74-1009 (311 amino acids)
Source: RefSeq, a predicted model, not a curated record
CUUUUGCCAUUUGCCUCGUUGUCGGUUCAAGGUAUAAAACAAACGACGCCUCGGUGUAUCCGAGUUUUGUUCAAUGAUGUUUACACGCGGUAAUUCUCACUAUUUGCUGCGCAAGUGCGUCUAUAUGACGCUACUCGUCGCCGUUUGUGCGACCGAAGAGACUUGCAACAGAGGAAAGUGUCCAGGCCCUUUGAGAUAUUACGAGGAACUGGGCUGCACGCCAGUGUACAAGAAUCCUGAUGAUUGCUGCGCUGAGAAAUAUGACUGCAGUCAUUUGAAGGAAUUGUCGAAGGAAAAGUGUUACGCGAACGGUCAUGUGUACGAGGUGGACGAGACGUUGAGAGACGAGGAUAAAAAUGGUUGCGAUGUCGGUUGUUUUUGCAGAACUGUUGAUAAUGGCGUUGCCACUUUUAUUUGCGCGGCAGUGGAUUGUGGAAUCAUAGCACCUAAAGAUAAUUGUUACAAUAAACGUUCGCAUGAUCGUUGCUGUCCUGGACCAUAUGUCUGUCUUGAGGAAGGACAAAAGAAGCCAACGUGCGAAGUAGACGGCAAAAUUUAUGAAGACGGUGAUUAUUUCCAACCAGAAUCUGAACCGGAAAAAUCAUGUUACUGCAUGGAAGGAUACACAGGUCAGAAUAUCGAACCUUUCUGCCGGAAGCCAAGGUGUGAUCCUCUCUUUCGAAACGCCCCCGAUGUUCAUGAAAACUGUGCACCCGUCUUUUAUAGCGAUCAAGUCCCACAAAAAGAUUGCAGCAUCGCUUCCAGAUGUCAAAAUGCGAACGACACUGUCAUUCACAACCACGAUAGUACUAAGUCUGUCUCUGAUGCAGAGAACGAUAUGUGUAAGUUCGGUAAUCUGAAGAUGCACAUUGGCGACGAACUGAACCAAGGGACCGACUAUAAUUCCAUUUGCGUGAGAUGCGUAUGCGAGACUCCACCUGUUCCCACGUGUCGGCGACUUGCCGAUAACGAAUGCCAAGGACCAGAUGUCCACAUUUAUAUUCCUUGAAAGCCGCAGGAGCUGUGAUACGAUUGUACGCCUACGAUUAGGUCAAUUUUAUUUGAAUAUAUUCUGUAUUUUAGACAUCUUCGGAAAAUGAAUUAGACGCAAUUAAUUCCAUUCUUCUAUGAACCAAGGCUUAGGUACCAGAUAAAUUGUAGUCCUUAAUAAAAGUUGUUACUGUGGCAUUUAA